ACACCGGGCAGGACCCACGCCAAAAGUCAUUCCCUCCCUCGCUUGAACAAGAAAAAAAAAAAAAAAAAAGAAAAAAAAAAGGGGGAGAGGGAGAAAUGGGCCUUUGCGAUAGCAGUGGUCACAUCCCCCAGUAUCCACCCAAAAAUGGGGGAACAGGGCGGGAGGCAGCCCGCCCCAGGGCCCGGGGAGCCGCUGGAAGCGCGGCCGGAGCAGUGACGUCACCGGGUCUCCCGGUCCCGCCCCCUCCCCGGGUCGGGGGAGGGGUCACCGAGGGGGUUUCCUCGCGGCCCGGUGGGGAAGGCAUGGCCGGCGCGCCGGGGGGCCGCUGCUGCCCCGCCACUUCCUCCUCCUCCUCCUCCUCCUCCUCCUCCUCCUCUUUCUCCUCCUUCUCACCGGUGGGACCCCCCGGCCGCCCCAGCCCCAGCCCCUGCUCCUGCCCCGAGGCAGGGGGGCCCCUCACCGCCGCGGCUCCCAGGGGUCUCCCCAAGGGGGGUCCCCGUUCGGGCUCGACACGAGGCAGCGCCUCCCCCCGACGGCCGAAGCCGCCGCCGCUCGGGGCGCUGCGCGGUGCGCGUCGCGCUUCCCCCUGGCAGGGCCCGGCCCCCGGGGCACCGGCACGGCCGGGCGCACACACACACACGGACGGACACGCAGAGAGAUGGGGCUUGACGCGGAGAUCCCGGAGGUUCCGCCCCGCCGCCCGCCCGGACGGGCUUCCCCGCGCCCCCGCCCGCCCGGCCCGCCGCGCCCCGGCGCUGCCGGGGAAACUCACCGCCGCGCCGCGCAUCCCGCCGCGGCUACAACUUUCCAUCCCGGGCGGCAGCCGGCGGCGGCAGCGAGCCCCUCCGCCGCUGGAAGUGGGCGGGGGAGGAAAUACGAGGAGGAGGCGCGUCGUGCUCUCCGCCGCGGCGCCCCUUUUUUGGCCCGGGACGCGGGUUUUGCCGGUGGGGGCUGUGCCGCCGCGGUUGGUUUCCUGCAUCAGCUGUGGGGGUGUGUGUGCACAGCUCACACGUGUGCCUCUGUGUGUGUCUGUGCGCGCUCCGUGCGGGGUCACCCUGCCCGGCCAAGGGCUGCCCUCCCUUCUCCCCCGCCGCGGGCAAGGGAGCGCUGGGCCACCCUCCAAAAGGCGAGGGGCCCGGGCCGGGCUUUGGGUGCUGAGGAGGGGGGAUUCAGCGGGACUUUUUGGUGGUUUUUUUUUUUUUUUUUCUUUUGUCAACCAAACUCCCCGACAAAGCAGUGUUGGCAGCUUUUCAUUGCCACUCGGGUUUUCCAUCGGGUUUUGCGUUUGGAGCCAGCACGUGAUGUCUUCAGUAAAUAAACCCAAUUAAAUAUUUCUUGCGGCACCUCCGUCUUCUCCCUCCUCCCCUGCCUGCGCUCCCCUGGCAGCCUGUGUGCUCAGCUGUGAGGACCUUGGCCCUGCUACAU
Molecule: messenger RNA, 1425 nt
Organism: Corvus hawaiiensis (hawaiian crow)
Lineage: Eukaryota; Metazoa; Chordata; Aves; Passeriformes; Corvidae
Product: basic proline-rich protein-like
Exons: 2
Coding region: 96-1328 (410 amino acids)
Source: RefSeq, a predicted model, not a curated record